Molecule: messenger RNA, 1157 nt
Organism: Cygnus atratus (black swan)
Lineage: Eukaryota; Metazoa; Chordata; Aves; Anseriformes; Anatidae
Gene: NOL12
Product: nucleolar protein 12
Exons: 6
Coding region: 50-697 (215 amino acids)
Cellular component (GO): nucleolus
Molecular function (GO): RNA binding
Source: RefSeq, a predicted model, not a curated record
GGGAGGCGACGGAAGGGGCGGGCGGUGGAAGGAGGCGCGUGGGGAAGCCAUGGGCCGUAAGAAGAAGAAGGGGCCCGGGGGAGCGGCUUCACGGCUGGUGGUGACUUUCGAUGAGGAGAAGCGGAGGGAGUACCUGACCGGCUUCCACAAACGGAAGGUGGAGCGGAGGAAGGUGGCCCUGGAGGAGAUCAAGAAGAAGCUGAAGGAGGAGCAGAGGAAGAUGAAGGAGGAGCGGCACAAGGAGUACCUGAAGAUGCUGAGCGAGAGGGAGGAAGCGCUCGAAGAGUUUGAUGAGCUGGAGCACUUGGUAACCUCACGGACAGAGUCAGUGAACAUCGACCACCCAAACCACAUUGUAACGGUGACCACCAUCAGUGACCUGGACCUCUCAGGCGCACGCCAGCUGGGACUGACCACCCCUGAGGGAAAAAAUGAUGGUUCAGGAGAAGAGAAGGGAGAAGAAGUGGUGAACAAGCCUGCAAGAACAGUGCCCAAGAAGUCCAGAAACCCCCUCCUGUCUGAAAAGAUCUCUGCUCUUACCGCCACGCUGCACAUGCACAGCCGGAAGAAGUCAAAAGGAAAGCGACCCCAACGCGGGCAAGGCCCACGCCAGAAAAUCGAGAAAUCCACCAUGAGGCGAACCACCAAGACUCAGCGACGGAGACUGACGGGCAAAAUGGGCCGUGACCAAGAUUAACGGAGAACCUGGUGCUUUGAGCGGCAGCUGGGACAGUUUUCUGCAUCUGACCUGCUGCUCUUCGUGGCCUCUUCAUCACGGGCAAGGACCUUGGUUACUCGGCUCUCUGACCAGCAGUGAGCUCAGUUCAGGCCUUCUCUCACCUGAGUGCUGGCCAGGGGCACUAGAUGCUCUACCUAUUUAUUUCUGCAGUGUCUCCAGCUAAUUAUCUGGGUGCCCUGAAGUCUCUAAAAGCUUGUGUUGGAGGUCAGAUUCUCUGUUUGGCAUAACCCUUCUGUCCCUGAGCCUCUCCUUCCAGAGCUGAUACUUGGUUUUAUCAAAGGAGAGGAUCAAGUGCUGAGUGCAGCAGGCACACCACCCUGGCAACUUGUGAAACUAGGAAGAGCUCUGCUUCCACUCAAGCACCAGUGCCUUGGUGUUUCUGCUGUACAGUAAAUCUUUCUUCCAUGAAGACGUGGAA